AUGUUGGAAGAAGAAUAUAGGCAGAAUCCUUCCGCACAGGUAAUAGAGGCACUUAUACAUAUAAACAAUAAAUUGCAACAGAAAGAGUCUGCUAAUGCAUUGCUAGAGAAAAUAAUAGGGCAGAAAAAGAAUGGCGACCCAUCUUUCAAUGUCCAUGUUAGAUUGUAUGAGAAACUACAUAAUUGGGAACGGGCUUUAGAUUUGUACAGUAAGAAGAUUGAAUUAGAAGCACAGGAUAACGAGUCCAAGUUAGGCAUGCUAAGAUGCUUAGAGGCUAUGGGAGAAUGGCGUAAAGUAUAUAAUAUUUCAACUGAGCAGUGGGAUAACAUGGCAGAUGAUAUCAAGAAAACGUCUGCGAAAAUGGCAGCAGCUGCUUCGUGGGGACUCCAAAAAUGGGAUUCAAUGAAAAAGUUCGUUGACUGUGUUCCUGAAGAUACACAGGAUGGGGCCUUUUACAGAGCAGUACUAGCUAUUCGUGAGGGAAAUUGGGCUGAUUCAUUACAUUACAUCGAUUCAGCACGGACUCUGUUAGGUGGAGAAAUGACAGCUGUUAUUGGCGAAAGCUAUCCAAGAGCUUAUAGUGCACUUGUGAAUGCUCAGCUGUUAACUGAAUUAGAAGAAGUGAUUACAUUUAAGCUUGUUAAAGAACGGCGCCCAACAAUACAAAAAAUGUGGUGUGCCAGACUACGAGGGGGUCAACGUCUGGUUGAAGAUUGGAGGAAAAUACUUCAAAUUCGUGGUCUCGUUCUGACUCCCCAAGAAAACAGCCAAGCCUGGCUUAAGUACUCAUCCCUAUGCAGAAAAAAUGGUUCAGUAAAUCAGGCCCAUAAAAUUAUACUGUCGAUUCUCGGCUCUGAUCCUGUCACGAAUCCAGAUGUUUUGCUUGGAGCGCAGGAUCCACGGGUAAUAUUAGCCUACAGCAAAAAUAUAUGGGACGCUGGCAACAAGAGAUAUGCUUACGAGGUGCUACAACGUUUCGUGGACAAUACAGAAGCCGAUGGCGAGGAACAGUGCAGAUUACUCGCGCGGUGUCAUCUAAAACUCGGAUCUUGGUGUGAAUCCUUGCAAGAGAUAAAUGAAUUGUCUAUACCGGAAAUUUUGAGGAAUUACGCAGCAGCAACAUUCCUAGCUCCUGAUUGGUACAAGGCAUGCCAUGCCUGGGCUUGCAUGAACUUUGAAACUGUCUUAUUCUAUAAACAACAAGAGAAUUUAUCUGAGAGCAGCGUUGCGGGUGGUUCUGGUGAUAAGAAAGUGUCGAGAGCAGAUUUUAUAAACACGUACACAAUUCCAGCAAUAGAAGGGUUAUUUAAAUCGAUAAGUUUAUCGAAUGAAAACAAUUUGCAAGACAUAUUGAGACUGUUGGCUUUAUGGUUCGAUCACGGGCAUCAUCCCGCUAUUUACGACGCGUUGACCGAAGGCUUAAGACGAAUCGAUGUAAAGAACUGGUUGCAAGUAAUACCGCAGCUGAUUGCGCGAAUAGAUUCCCCAAGAAGUCUCGUUGCCAAAUUAGUGCAUAUUCUUUUGAUAGAUAUUGGAAAAACGUACCCACAAGCGUUGGUUUAUCCACUUACUGUCGCAACAAAGUCCUCAUUUGUUACACGGAAAAACGCGGCGAAUUAUUUACUGACGAUAAUGUGCACAAAUUCGCAAAGAUUAGUUAAAGAGGCAGCUUUAAUAUCCGAGGAAUUGAUAAAUAUUGCAAUGUUAUGGCACGAUCAGGUCUACACAGCCUUAGAGGAUGCGUCAAGGUAAUAUAACAUUUUUUAUUCCUACAAUCUAGCCUUAACUUAGACUAAUAAGUAAUACUACUUUAACUUAAACUGCUAGAUAGAUUAAAUUAAGAAUGUGUCCAUUAACACAUUUCUGAAUGUCUCUAUUAAGGGGAAGUCACUUUGUUCAUGUGCCUUUUAUAAUAUCACUAUUUUAUAUUGUAUUACACUUAUUCACUAGCACUACACUAACUCAAAAGGUUUUGUUCGUUUUAGUCUUCUUACUAUAUCAGUGUUGUCAAGGAGCUGGAUUGCCUCGACGUUCGCGUGAUGUCAGUAACUUAUACUGACGACGAGUAUGCUGUUUUAUGCCAAGUCUCGAUUGCGAUCUCAAUAGAUCCUGCAGUUUCUCAAAAAAACGUUACCGUUGCGUAAAAGCAAAUAGUUUUAACCUGAAGUCCCUGCACGUCCCUGCCAUUCUAGGGAGCUAAAAGGAACGUCCCAACACCAUGUCAUUAGAGUCACGCUUCCUUCAUUCGACGAGACUGGAACUGAGCGAACCGGACGAAACGGAAAACCGUACUGGCGUUUAGUAGCUAGUCUGUUCUUAAAUUCUGUUGCAAUUCAAAUUCAAAUAUUUUUAUUCAAAAUAGGAUGUUAUUGAAAGUCAAAAAACUACCACCCAUUCCAAAAUGAAUGCCUCAGGCCUAAGAAGAACGGGCGCAACAAACUCAGCGGGCUUUUUUUUCAUCAAAAUUUUUUUUACAAAGUAACAUUGUACAAUUAAACUUAUUAUUUAAUAGCCUGAGGGCGGUUGUUCCAUUCUCAAUUUGUGUUAUCAUUAAGAAAGUCAUUUAUGUUAUACCUUUACCACACAAAGGUUUUUUAACAAUUCUUUUGAAUAACGUAAUACUUUUGUUUUGAAUUUUUUCUGGGAUCCUGUUG
Messenger RNA from Leptidea sinapis, 2654 nucleotides. RefSeq names its product serine/threonine-protein kinase Tor-like. Gene Ontology annotation, biological process: protein phosphorylation; TOR signaling; negative regulation of macroautophagy. The record is from RefSeq and is a predicted model, not a curated record. Gene Ontology annotation, cellular component: TORC2 complex; nucleus; TORC1 complex. The transcript is spliced from 2 exons. NCBI's taxonomy places the organism in Eukaryota, Metazoa, Arthropoda, Insecta, Lepidoptera, Pieridae. The coding region runs from base 1 to 1752 and encodes 583 amino acids. Gene Ontology annotation, molecular function: protein binding; protein serine/threonine kinase activity.